Molecule: messenger RNA, 3973 nt
Organism: Bolinopsis microptera
Lineage: Eukaryota; Metazoa; Ctenophora; Tentaculata; Lobata; Bolinopsidae
Product: septin-2-like
Exons: 14
Coding region: 49-1578 (509 amino acids)
Biological process (GO): intracellular protein localization; regulation of exocytosis; cytoskeleton-dependent cytokinesis
Cellular component (GO): trans-Golgi network; microtubule cytoskeleton; septin ring
Molecular function (GO): molecular adaptor activity; GTPase activity; GTP binding
Source: RefSeq, a predicted model, not a curated record
CACUACUAUAUAACAAAUAAUUUGAGCAAAGAGAUGAUAUAUUAAUGGAUGGCAGUAUCGCUCUCCCUCCUCUGUAUUCUACUAACUGUUCACAUUGAGUCAGCCAUCAAACUUCCUCUACGAGGGAGUAUUCAAGAUCCUGACAACAACAGGGUGUGGAAGAGAGAGACAGAUGUGCAGGUUACCGGGAGACCCGAACAAGGAUACUUCAUAGACAUAUUCCUAGGAAGUCCUGCCCAGAAGUUUAGUGUAGUGGUUGACACUGGCAGCUCAAACUUUGCAAUUGCGGGGUCUGCUGAUGUGGGGAUUGAUAAAUACUUCAGCAGUGAACAAUCUACUUCAUUCAAAGGAAGUCCUGAUAAAAGUAUAAAAGUUCAGUACUUUAAUGGCACUUGGCAGGGAUACUUCGCUAGUGAUAUCUUUAUGUUCUGUGAAACCUGUGGUAGUGGCAUUGUCGAUGUCGCUCUGAUAACAUCUUCCUCAAACUUCUUUGUUUCGCCUACAUUAUGGCAGGGAAUUCUGGGUCUCGGCUACAAAAGACUCAUGCAGCCUGAUCCGAGUACAGCUGAUACCGUACUAGACAGUCUGUCUGCAAAAGGUGCAGUGAGCCAAGUGUUCAGUAUUGAGCUAUGUGGACGAAGAGACCAGAAUACUACAAAACUUGACGGGUUACUCGAAUUAAAUGCUACAGCAGAUGAAAGUUACCAGUACACAGAUCUGGUUAAGGAGUGGUAUUAUCAAAUAGAACUAACUGAUCUCACUGUUAACGGAACUGCAAUUGUUGAGGAGUGCUUUGAGCUAAACAAACCGCAUGCGAUACUAGACAGUGGCACAACUAAUCUUCUCCUGCCAACAGUUGUGUACUUCAAGGUCCUGGCGGCUAUUGAGUCAUUUUCGUACAUCGCAGCUAAUGGUUCGAAGAAUGGAGUGACUCACGCAGACAUUAACAAAUUCAUUGUACGAGAGAAUUUCCUUUGCAAAGAAGACCUACAGUCUGUAAUAUUCACGUGGUUCCCAGAAAUUGUGGUGAACGUAGCUUACAAUAAGACUCAUCAGUUCGCGGUCAAUAUCCCACCACAGCAAUACGUCAGACAAACUAUGGACAGUAUCAACAAACAGGGGCAGAUGAGUGAUAAAACUAAGUGCUAUAUGUUUGGAGUGCAGAAGAGUGAAGCUGGUACGAUACUGGGUGCAGCUUUUCUAGAACGACUUACUGUUCUGCACGACAGAAUUACCGGAAGAGUAGGGUUCAAGAUAGCUACCAGUUGUCAGGUUUCGGAUCCAGUGUUCGAAAAGACCAUGUCAGGUCCUAAUUUGAGAACCGACGAAGGUUGCCUGGUCCCACCACACUCUGCUUUACCAACAGUCGCGCUCACAGUAACGCUGACGCUAAUCCUGACCACGCUGUGCUGUAUUGCGUGUUGGUGGCACAACGAAGCGCUAAAAGCGCAGCUUGCGGCGCUGUGUCUGCGUUUUAAGCGCACUCAGAACUACACUUACAUGUUGAACAGUGAGGAUGAGGAUGAGAGUAGUCUGCAGAUGGAACUGGAUGAGAUCAGGACUGAUAUUACUCAGUGAACCAAUCAGAGAGUGUUUUCUAGUCACGUGGUUAAAAUCCGACCAAUCAGAGAACUGUAUUUCAGUCCCAUGAUUGAAAGCUGACCAAUCACUAAUGGUGCACUUUGAACUGUAUUUCGUUUCUCUUAAAUCAAAUAACAGAGACCACAGAACAUUUUAUUUUUCUAUUUUGACAUAAAAUAAUCAAACACCCCACAAACACACUCCUUACUUCCCCACCUAGUCACCACCACCACCACUAACUCUGCCACUCAAAACGCUGCCUGCUGGCUCAACGGCUAAAGAUGUCAACCGGCUGUCCUUUUAGGUCAUACCAACCAAUCAGAGAGCUUUAUGAAGUAGACUCGUGACACAAACUAACCAAUCAGGUGCGUCGUCCUGUCUGGAGUCAGGUGAAGCCCCCGCAUGGCUCGUGUCAGUUAUCGCCCUCUCCGUAGGAGCAGCAAUCGUGCUGUCUGUAAGUCUGUGGUAUCUUUGGAAAAGUCGUCACAAUAUCUGUAAAUGCGGGAGCAAGAGUGAGGAGGGGCGGGUAACAGAAUGCCGCGCAGAGAAACGUGUAUCUGUGGCAGCUGUCGGUAAUAAGGCACGGAGAAUGUCAAAUGUGGAUAGUGGGAACACUAACAGUAUUCUUGCGGGGCUGCAAGGAGGGGAGGAUGAUGUUGGGGGUGGUAGUAUGGAUGUUAUCGAGGAGGAUGAGGUGGUUGUUGAUGAGGGUGGGCUGUGUGAUGAGAUUCCUGAUUAUGGGGUAAAUACUGUAGUGUUGGAGUCUCUAACCGGGCGGGAUGUUGAGGUUACUCAAGCUGGUCAGGUCGGAGUGGUUAAUUCUGAUGAAGAAGAUAUGGGGUAUGAGAGUCAUGAAACAUUAGAGGAUCAGAAUGAUGGGGAGAAUGAUCAUGGUGGUGUGAUUGUCAAUAAGGAUGAUCAGGAGAAUGCAGAAGAGAAGGAAACGGUGGAUGAGGAGCUUGAAAAGGAGGAGGAAGUGAAGGAUGUGGCAGAGAAGGAGGAGGAUGUUGAGAGUUAUGAGGAGACACAGGAGAAUGGAGAAUCAAAUGUAGAAACAUUACCGUUAGAUCAACAACAACAAGAUCAUGAUGAUGAUGUAAAAGAACCGGAAGAGAUGGAAUAUGACUCGCAGCAGAACGAUCAACCGAAGGAAAAUGAGUUGGAGUCGGUUACCAAGGCAGCAGAAGAAAAUGAGUUGGAAUCUGCUACCAUGGCAAAGGAAGAAAACGAGUUGGAAUCGGUUGCCAAGGCAGCAGCAGAAAAUGAGUUGGAAUCGGCUACCAUGACAACUGAAGAAAACGAGUUGGAAUCGGUUGUCAAGGCAGCCGAAGAAAAUGAGUUGGAAUCGGCUACCAUGACAACUGAAGAAAACGAGUUGGAAUCGGUUGCCAAGGCAGCAGAAGAAAAUAAGUUGGAAUCUGCUACCAUGGCAACGGUUGAAAAUGAGUUGGAAUCGGUUACUAAGGCAGCAGAAGACAAUGAAUUGAAAUCGGCUACCAUGACAACAGAAGGAAACGAGUUGGAAUCGGUUGGCAAGGCAGCAAAAGAAAAUGAGUUGGAAUCGGCAGCCAUAACAACGGAACAAAAUGAGUCAGAAUCAAUUUCUAAAGCAACGGAAGAGAAUGAGUUGGAAUCGGUAAUUAUAGAAACAGAAGAGAAUGAAUUAAAGUCGAUAACCAUAGAAAGAGGAAGAAAAGAGUCCAAUUCGGAAGAGCGAGCUGUGUUAGCAGCACUAGCUGACUCCGUGAGAGGAACAGAAGACAGCAGUACUGAGGAGUGGGACUCGGACUCCGGGGAAUCCCAGUCAGAGGAGAAAUCGAAGUCCGUCGAGGACUCUGAUUCGGACGACAAUGCAUUUGUGAGAGUUGGUAAUAAUAGUGAUAUUGCAACAGAAAAAUUAGAAUGUGAUCUGGAGAAUGUAGAGGUACAAUCACCGAACAACUUCACUGGUGAUGAAAAUGAUGACGUACCUAUUCAUAUUGAUUGGAAUGAUUGACAAGAGUUUCCUUCUACAUACGAUACACACUUCACGCGAUGUUUACAUUUCAUAGCAUGUUAAAUAUCAGAAGUGCUCACUGAUAAAGUUCUAAUAUUAUUUUAUUUUUAGCUUCACUUUCGUUUCACCAGACUUAGAAGGUAGAUGUACGCUUGAAGCUGCUUAGUAUAUUUAGUAAAACUGGGCAGUAAAUAUACGACUCUAAAUUUGAUUUCAAUUUGGUUGCAUGUGUAGUGUUUUUUUUUGCUAUUUUUACGAUUUGUUAUUUUUAAUUUCACUCCAUUUUUAAUUUGAGAUGAUUGGGCUCAAAGGGGGUUUUUGAAGUUGCCCUAUUUCAAUGCUGAAUUGCUGUAUUAUUAUAUGAAACAUUCAAAUCUCCAUAAAUUAGACUAUCCA